Messenger RNA from Symbiodinium natans, 2022 nucleotides. Lineage: Eukaryota; Dinophyceae; Suessiales; Symbiodiniaceae. The record is from the annotation of a GenBank genome assembly.
AUGAGUAAUGCUGAAGUUCCCUGUAGCGCAUGGAAGAAUGGAAUUCUUCACAGAGCUGCCACACCUUUUUUGGGCUUGGGCGCCCUAGGCGCAUGCAAAAAGAUGCUGCUUUCACAGAGGCAGCCGGUAGUGACGCAAUGGAGCCUAGAGCCGGCGCUACUUCGAGUCCCUCGUCGUCCCAGCAGCACGCUGCUGCCGAAGGUGUGGAGGACCGGACAAACUCCACUCAGAGAAGCUGGACUCAUGGGCUUGAGCUUGCUUUGCUUCAAGUGCCGCUCUAGCGCAUCAAGCAAGCAGGCAUACGGACUGGCGCGAGUCCGUGCGCAUGCGACAGCCGUUUCCACGACUGCGGACACUCUGCCUGAUGUAGCCCCGGAGGGCCGAGGCUCGUCAGAGAAGCAUCCACAACUGCAGUUGAAGCGAGACGGUGCAGGCAACCCAGAAAAGUUGAUGAUCACAACGCCCCUCUUCUACGCAAAUGGCUCUCCUCACAUUGGGAGCGCCUAUCCAGCCAUCGCAUCGGACGUUCUAUCUCGCUAUGCCAAGCUGCGGGGAGCGGAAGUGCAUUACGUGACUGGCAUGGAUGAGCAUGGCGAGAAGAUUGCACAAACUGCAGCCGACAGCCACAAGACUCCACAAGAACUGGUGGAUGGCUUUGCUGAGGAGUUUCAGGAGCUGUGGCACUUACUGGACGUUGAGGCAAACCACUUUGCGCGGACCACUCCUGAAAAACACAAGGCGAUUGUCCGCGAGAUGUGGCAGAGGUGCCUGCAGAAUGGAGACAUCUACAAGAAGGAUUACACUGGAUGGUAUUGCGUGGGUUGCGAAGCAUACCUGGACAAAGAUGAGAUGUUGGAGGGCCACGUUUGCAAGAUCCACCAGAAGAAAUGUCUCCAACGAAGUGAAGAGAACUAUUUUUUCCGAUUGUCAAGGUAUUGGGAUGACAUCCGUCGGCACGUAGAGAGCAACCCUGAUUUUAUUCUGCCUACAAGCCGGCGAAGCCAAAUCUUGGUUUGGUUAGAGGAGGACAACAAGCGAGACUUUUCCAUUUCACGGGCGAGCACUUCUUGGGGAAUUCCUGUACCCGAUGAUGAUUCGCAGGUCAUAUACGUCUGGUUCGAUGCUCUUUUGGGGUACCUUUCCUCGCUGCUGAAACCUGACGACCCGGCCACAUUGGACAUGGUCUUGUCGAGAGGGUGGCCCGCGGAGGUGCACAUGAUCGGGAAGGACAUCAUGCGAUUUCACGCCAUCUACUGGCCGGCCAUGCUUAUGUCUGCCGGGCUGCCCUUACCAAAGCACAUCUGCACGCAUGGGUUCCUGACCAAGGAUGGCCUGAAAAUGGGUAAGUCGUUGGGAAACGUGGUGGAGCCAGUUCCACUUGUGCAGUCUUUUGGUGCAGAUGCAGUUCGAUUCUUCUUCGCUGGGUGCUUGGCAUUCGGCGAAGAUGGCGAUUUCAGUUAUGAGACCUUCAUUAAGAGGGUCAACAGCAACUUGGCCAACGAGCUUGGCAAUCUGGUGCAUCGGAUCCUUACUUUGUCCAGGAAGAACCUGGAGAAGGCUUGCUCCCCCCAGGACUUGGCAACGAGCAGCACGAGCUUGGACAACCAUCCCGUACGUCUCGCAGCGCGACGGGCCUCAGAAGAGGUCGCCCGCCACUACGAGCAGUUGGACAUCCCCAAGGCUAUGGUAGCUGCGUUUGAGCUCGUCGGAGCAGGCAACUUGAGGAUGACCCAGGUCGAGCCCUGGGCAAAGUUGAAGAAGGGCACUGACGAAGAAAAGAAAGAGGCAGUCUGUGAGCUGCUGAUGAUGGCAGAAGGAGCACGAAUUUGCGCUGUGCUGUUGUCACCGGUGACACCUCAACUGAGCCAAAAGAUCUUGGAAGAGUUCGGCCUGGGCUCUGAAGGCGACUUGUCCUGGAGUCAGACUGCGUGGUCCUGGGAUGCGAUUCCUGGAUUAGCAGCUGGGCCGAAGCCAACGCCGGUCUUUCAGAGGAUUGACCUUGAACCUUGGAAAGGCAAAUGA